Messenger RNA from Rhodotorula toruloides NP11, 774 nucleotides. RefSeq names its product ran-specific GTPase-activating protein. The transcript has 5 exons. Gene Ontology annotation, biological process: nucleocytoplasmic transport. The coding region runs from base 1 to 774 and encodes 257 amino acids. Gene Ontology annotation, molecular function: GTPase activator activity. Gene Ontology annotation, cellular component: nuclear pore; cytoplasm. The record is from RefSeq and is a predicted model, not a curated record. Lineage: Eukaryota; Fungi; Basidiomycota; Microbotryomycetes; Sporidiobolales; Sporidiobolaceae.
AUGUCUGCCGAAGAAGCCACCAAGCCGCAGGGAGAGGAGGAGUCGACCGCCGUCUUUGAGCCUGUCGUCAAGCUCGACCAGACUGUCGAGGUCAAGACGCACGAGGAGGAUGAGGAGGCCCUCUUCAAGAUGCGCGCCAAGCUCUUCCGCUUCUCGUCCGACUCGUCCGAGUGGAAGGAGCGCGGCACCGGCGACGUCCGCCUUCUCCAGCACAAGCAGUCGAAGAAGGUCCGCCUCGUCAUGCGCCGCGACAAGACCUUGAAGGUCUGCGCCAACCACUACAUCACCCCCGAAAUGGCCCUCUCGCCCAACAUCGGCUCGGACCGGUCGUGGGUUUACAACGUCGCGGCGGACGUUUCGGACGGCGAGGCCAAGGCUGAGACUCUUGCUAUCCGCUUUGCCAACUCGGAGAACGCCAACCUCUUCCGCACCGCUUUCCUCUCGGCGCAGGAGACGAACAAGAAGCUCCUGAGCGGCGAGAACGCGGCACCCGAGCCCGUCGCGUCGGACGCACCCGUCGCUGCCGACGCCACGAGCACGACGCAGACCGGCGUCCCCGUCGAGAAGGGCAAGGAGGCGGCUCCGGCGGAGAACGCGACCGAGGACGCUCCUCCCGCGUACAAGGAUGAGGGUGUCGUCCCUCCUCCCGAGAAGGUCGAGGUUGUGCAGGGCGAGGAGGUCAAGGAGCCGACUGCUGAGCGCCCGUCUGAGGAGGACGCCCACGCCGCGACGAAGGAGUCGGGCAAGGCCGACGCCCCUCCCGCGACCGCCUAA